Angiostrongylus costaricensis is the source of this 461-nucleotide messenger RNA. Lineage: Eukaryota; Metazoa; Nematoda; Chromadorea; Rhabditida; Metastrongylidae. The record is from the annotation of a GenBank genome assembly.
GUUAUGAAUAUAUGGAGACAGCAGUGAGGGAGGCCUGUGUCGGGCUGGAGUCGGGCGACGGUGGUCCGUUCGGAGCGGUCGUUGUUCUCGACGGAAAUGUCGUCGCUACCGGACACAACAUGGUUUUUGCAACGAAUGAUCCUACAAUGCAUGCUGAAGUGGUCGCGAUCAGAAACGCCUGUAAGAAAGUCGGCAAUUAUGACCUGUCCGGUUGUACCCUGUAUACUUCGUGCUACCCCUGUCCGAUGUGUAUGGGAGCGUGUCUGUGGGCCCGUCUCAGUGCCAUCUACUACUGCGCUACAGAUGCAGAGGCAACUACGGCCGGCUUCGACGACAAGCCAUUCCAUGAUUUCCUCAAAAAUCCGCGUUCCGAUGAAAAACGGAAACUGGAACGCCUGAUUGUUGCUGACUACCUCAAACCCUUCAAUCUAUGGAUGAAAAAUGCCAAUAAAAAGAUCUAA